Syzygium oleosum is the source of this 468-nucleotide messenger RNA. Its product is annotated as putative fasciclin-like arabinogalactan protein 20. Lineage: Eukaryota; Viridiplantae; Streptophyta; Magnoliopsida; Myrtales; Myrtaceae. The coding region runs from base 1 to 468 and encodes 155 amino acids. The record is from RefSeq and is a predicted model, not a curated record. The transcript is spliced from 2 exons.
AUGUUCUUCGAUCCAGAGUUCCAAACUUUGGCCCCACUUCAGAGUCCAAGCCCUGGCCUUGAAUGUGUAGCACCGAGAUAUGGCGGUUUCGAGGAUCUUUCGGGUGGGAAUAUAUUUGCCGAGGCUUGUGGGGCAAUGAGAUCAAAAGGGUACUCUGUGAUGGCUUCUUUUCUUGGGAGUUUCAGCGAGUACCCUUCGAUCUUUCUGUGGCAUGUCGUUCCAUGCAAGCUCUCGGCCAGUGAUCUACUGGACUUCAACAAUGGGACAUUGGUGCAUACUCGUCUGGAAGGAUUUGUUAUCGAGAUCACGAGAAUUGGUGACGCUUUGAUGCUUAACGGAGAUCCAAUGACUUUGCCGGACAUUUACACGAGCGAGUGGCUCAGCGUCCAUGUUGUUCUUGAUGUCAUCGCAGCAAGAGAAGGCAGACAGACUGGGAUGGAAGCUUCAUCUAAAAGUGGCAGAGUCUAG